Messenger RNA from Asterias rubens (European starfish), 470 nucleotides. RefSeq names its product zinc metalloproteinase dpy-31-like. Bases 16 to 384 code for a protein of 122 amino acids. NCBI's taxonomy places the organism in Eukaryota, Metazoa, Echinodermata, Asteroidea, Forcipulatida, Asteriidae. The transcript is spliced from 5 exons. The record is from RefSeq and is a predicted model, not a curated record.
GUAACUCUUAACACUAUGUACUCCUGUUACCCCGACGGUAUGGAUGUCAACUGUGCACAUGGUGGAGUUAAGAAGGCAAAUGGUGAUUGCUUCUGCGUGGAACCAUUCACAGGGAGUAGUUGUGAAGAAGUCGACCCAGCAUUGGGACUUAUUGUAUAUAUUGAGGGUGAAUCGUUUAUCGAAUCGCCCAACUUUCCCGGGAAUUACCCCGUCAAUGAGAAGGCGUUCGUUGUCUUGCAGUGCCCAGCAGGAAAACGUGUGAGCAUCAAAUUCCUUGCAUUCCAAGUCGAACAGUACGGCACGGGAUGUGGCUACGAUUGGGUUGAUAUUCGCAUCGAAGAUGGACAAAUCUACGGUAUCAAAUAUGCGGAAAUGAUUUGCUAGAUGACACUCUUGUGUCAGAAACCAACUUCAUGGUGUUCAAAUUUGUCACGAACGGUUCGUGGGAGUAUGAAGGUUAUGAGGACGAA